Molecule: messenger RNA, 1686 nt
Organism: Alternaria alternata
Lineage: Eukaryota; Fungi; Ascomycota; Dothideomycetes; Pleosporales; Pleosporaceae
Exons: 5
Coding region: 216-1187 (323 amino acids)
Biological process (GO): endoplasmic reticulum to Golgi vesicle-mediated transport; Golgi organization; endoplasmic reticulum organization
Cellular component (GO): COPII-coated ER to Golgi transport vesicle; Golgi membrane; endoplasmic reticulum membrane
Molecular function (GO): D-mannose binding
Source: RefSeq, a predicted model, not a curated record
CCGAUCCCCAAGAUUCACUCGCAGCACUCCAGCACGUUCAAGUCGCCCGACCCGCGUCACUCUCCUCUUCGACUAGCCCUCACCCCCACGAGGCUUUUAUUCUUCUCCCACAGAUUACCGAAGCCCAGUCUUCCUACCAUUCUUUCUAGCGCACGAGUACUCAAUUGGUAGCUUGGGGAUAGCUGCUCUUAGACUGCCGAGGAUCAAGUGCGACCAUGUUGUUCGCAAGGCCAUGGACGAGCCUGUGCUUGCUCGCGGGGACUUGGACGGGUGCUUGGGCGCGGCAAGGGGGGCUGAGCGAGGAUCCUGACAUCAAGGCCAUCUCGCUACGCACACAUAGCCUCGAGCCUCCAUACCUUGAUUCGGACAUGCAAAGCCGUUGGUGGGAUUUUGGCGGAGACACUAUUAUUCGAACUGAUAAGUACAUUCGACUGGCUUCGGACAAGCCCUCGCGCGAUGGCUGGCUGUUUUCGAGAGUGCCUCUUACGGCUACGAACUGGGAGAUCACUUUCGAGUUCAAGAUCCAUGGUCAAGGCAACCUCUACGGCGACGGCUUUGCCAUGUGGCUCACCAAGCAGCGCGCGCAGCCAGGAAACGUCUUUGGCCAUACAGACAAGUUCGAAGGGCUCGGCCUCUUCUUCGAUACCUACAAGAACAACCGCCCCGGUACCGUGUUCCCAUACAUCAUGGCCAUGAACGGUGAUGGAAACACGCCAUACGACAAGGACAACGACGGCAAGGCCAACGAGGUCGCUGGCUGCUCGGCCCGUGGAAUUCGCAAUGCCCAGAUCGCGACCAAAGCCCGUCUCACAUACUUCCAAGAACAAUUCCUCCGUCUCGAGCUCCAAUACAAGUCAGAAGGCGAAUGGACUCAAUGCUUCGAGAUCCCCAACUUCAAGGUCCCACCCGUUGCCUACCUAGGCUUCUCUGCUGAAACUGGUGAACUUUCCGACAACCACGACAUCGUCUCCGUCAAAUCACAAAACCUCUACAAGAAGAACCCAAGCGCCGGUUCGUCCUCAGGAAGCUCAGGCGCCAAGACUGCUUCGUCCAUGACCCGGGAAAAGAGCAGCAGCGGUGGAAGCUGGACCUGGUUCCUUGUCAAGUUUGUGCUGUUCGGCCUGGCCCUGACUGGUGCCUACGUUGGCUUCACCAUUUACAGGACGAAGCAAAGGGAUCGUUUCUAGGUGAAUAGCUCGUACCUGCGGUUCAAGGGCAAGAAGAAGCUUGUUUGGAGAGGUCCAUCGAUGUUCCAAAUGGAUGGGUGUGUCGAAGUUGGCGACGAGAACGACUGGACGACAUUGUAUAGGGUCGAAUGAUGGAGUUCAGCUGGGGAAAAGAUGGCCUAGGAAGGCCACGCGCAUUGUUUUUAGUUCACCUAGCGCUUUCGCUGCUCUACACCUAACAUAUAUCAAACCGAAAACACUUCAGCAUGAUUUGAUCAAGAUCAGAAUAUGUCUCCGCAAACGUUAACAGAUCAUUGCAUAGGAUUUUGCAAAGGCUGCCGAUAACGCGGAGUUGGGUUGAGGGUUGUUCUGGCAUCCGAUUUAGGGGCUUGGCUACAUGGAGUAUGAAAGCGGCCUUGAUGUCGAAUGCUCUGUUUAUCAAAGAAAGAAGAAAACAAGCUACAAAGACAUUGCUCCAUAAUUGGAAGCAUCGUCGACUCUAUGCACAUCUCAGUGAUGA